This is a messenger RNA of Penicillium daleae, 1113 nucleotides long. Its product is annotated as Gfo/Idh/MocA family oxidoreductase. Gene Ontology annotation, cellular component: cytoplasm. Bases 1 to 1113 code for a protein of 370 amino acids. Gene Ontology annotation, biological process: NADPH regeneration. The transcript has 3 exons. The record is from RefSeq and is a predicted model, not a curated record. Lineage: Eukaryota; Fungi; Ascomycota; Eurotiomycetes; Eurotiales; Aspergillaceae. Gene Ontology annotation, molecular function: oxidoreductase activity; nucleotide binding.
AUGUCUUCCCCUCGAAGAAUCGGCCUUGGUAUCAUUGGCGCUGGUGAGGUCUUCCAAGUCUGCCAUGGACCUUGCCUUUUGCUUCUCUCGCACUUGUUUAAGAUUGAAUCUAUCUGUGAUCUAUCGCCCACCACGGUAGAUCACUGCGCGAUCAAGUUCAAUGUCCCGCACAAGACUACCACCCCGCAAGAGGUGAUUGAUAACCCCAACGUGGACACAGUCUUCAUCCUCACCUCAGAUGAAAGCCAUGCCCCACUAGCCAUUGCGAGCCUCAAGGCGGGCAAGAAUGUCUUUGUUGAGAAGCCGGUCUCUCUGUCCCUACCCUCGAUGCAAUCGAUCAUCAACGCUGAGAGCAAUGCACCUGGGGGUGCGCGGGUCUUCGUGGGCUAUAUGCGCCGCUAUGCCCCCAGCUUCUUGCAAGCUUUCAAGCGAGAGAUUGCAAGUAUUCCACAAAUUCUGUACGCGCGAGUCCGCGACUUUAGCGGACCGAAUGCGCAGUUCGUCACUCAGAGUGGUACAUUCCAGGUCAAAAAUUCUGAUUAUCCCGCCGGGGCAGCAGAAGAGCGCAACGCAAGCUUGGAAGCCCUGUAUGCAGAGGCUUUCCCAAACCAGGAGAUCACAGAUGAAAAGCGCAAAUUUUGCCGCUUCCUUGGUGGCCUGGGGUCCCACGAUAUCUCCCUUAUGCGUGAAGUCCUUGGGUUUCCCGAACAAGUCGUUGGCGUGUCUGCGAACGAUCCCUUCUACAGCGCAAUCAUGACCUUCCGCAACCAAGAUGGCUCUACUUAUUCAACCACUUAUGAGAGUGGUAUUGACGGUGUUCCGGUAUUUGACGCCCAUAUUGCCGUGUAUGGAGCUAACAAGAGAGUGACGAUCAAGUAUGACAGUCCCUACGUCAAAGGGCUACCCAUUUAUGUGGAAGUGGAGGAGCCGAAUGAGCAUGGCGAGAUUCAGCGGCGGACUAUCCUGUCUUCGUAUGAGGAUGCUUAUACAGCCGAGCUUCAGGAAAUGUAUGAAGCAUUUGUGCACGGCAAAACUAUCAAGACAACUGUCCAAGAUGCCAAGAAGGAUCUUGAGAUCUAUGAUAUGAUGUACAAAUGCUGGAGCGGGAACUAG